Messenger RNA from Vitis vinifera (wine grape), 915 nucleotides. Its product is annotated as vestitone reductase-like. The record is from RefSeq and is a predicted model, not a curated record. Gene Ontology annotation, biological process: steroid biosynthetic process. Bases 59 to 517 code for a protein of 152 amino acids. Gene Ontology annotation, molecular function: 3-beta-hydroxy-Delta5-steroid dehydrogenase (NAD+) activity. The transcript is spliced from 2 exons. NCBI's taxonomy places the organism in Eukaryota, Viridiplantae, Streptophyta, Magnoliopsida, Vitales, Vitaceae.
UUCACCCCUUUUGAGUGCUUGGUUUUUUUUUUCUUCUGAAAAACAACGAGUAGUCGCAAUGGAGAACAGGAGCUGCAAGGUGGGACUCCUCCAGAGCUUGCCUAAUGCUGACACGAGACUGAGGUUGUUUAAAGCCGACAUUUACAAUCCUGAUGAGUUCGAGCAGGCCAUUCAAGGGUGUGAGUUUGUUUUCCAUGUUGCCACCCCCUUGCAACACAUUGAGGACUCUCAGUACAAGAACACAGCAGAAGCUGCAGUGGCUGGGGCAAAGAGCAUUGCAGUGUCUUGCAUCAAUUCAGCAACUGUGAGGCGAGUAAUCUACACUGCUUCCGUGGUGGCUGCAGCCCCAUUAAAAGAUGACGAGACUGGUUUCAAGGACUCCAUGGAUGAAUCUUGUUGGACCCCUCUUAAUCUUCCAUUCUCUCAUGGUAAUUCUCAUCUAAAGGCAAGUUUUUCCUUAACUCUAAUGCUCAAUAAAAUAUUACUUGAAAUCCAAACAGUUGAGAGAGAAUAUUAAUUUGUCCUGAUUACAGGACUACGCGCAUUCAAAGACAGUGGCUGAAAAAGAAAUUUUGAGCCAUGGGGAGAAUAAGACCGGCGGAUUGGAGGUAGUUUCACUGGCUUAUGGACUUGUGGGAGGGGAGACUCUUCUACCUUACACACCAGAAAGCGUAGAUUUGUUUAUAUCUCAGCUUACCGACCAUGAAAACCGGUAUCAAGCCCUAAAGUUCCUAGAGGAGUUGCUCGGAAAAGUCCCAAUCAUACACAUAGACGAUGUCUGUGAAGCCCAUAUCUUCUGUAUCGAGAAACCUUCCAUCAAUGGCAGAUUCUUAUGUGCAAGCUCAUCUAUUUCUUCGGCAAAAAUUACUAACUACUAAGGUGAUAGUCUCUUUUUGUAAAUUUAAAUUAUAUGAA